GCCGGGUCGCGUCCCUCCUUCCCUCCCUCCGUCUCCUUGCAGGUGGCUCUGGGCCGUCCCCAUGGCGGAGAAGUCGGACUCCCGGGACUCGGACAGCAGCUGGGUGCUGGCGGGCAGCGAGGGUCUGCCCAUCGACACGGUUGGUCCGGAGCGGGAUUCGGUCUCCCACGGGGCUGAGGAUGAGGACCCGGAGGAGGAGGAUGAAGGCACCCAGGACACCGUCACAGCCGUGGCCGCCAACAGCACACCCGCCUUCCCCGGCCAGGCCCAGCACCCCAAGGGCAGCGGGCUGGGGGGCCCAGAGGAGUGUUGGGACCCCAAGGCUGGGGCAGAGCCCGCCCCGAAUGGCUCCAUGGAGCCCGGCGUGCCAGACGGCGAUGAGCAGGAGGAGCCCGAUGCCGAGGCUGAGCCGGGACCCUGCCCUGACACCCCCAAAGCAGGGCCACCAAUGGAGGAGGGGAGCUGCACCAGCAGUGACGAUGAUGUGGAGGGGCUGCGGCGACGGCAGGGCCACGAGCCCCAUCCCAGGCCCCCCGCUCCCGCGCCUGCCCCACGCUGGGGGAUGCCGGACGCCGGUGCUGAGGACGGGCUCAGCAUGAGCAAGUACUUGCUGGGUGCCUUGGCGCUGGUGGCCGUGGGGCUGCUGAUCAUCUCCGGUGGCAUCUACGACCCGGCGGAUGGCCCCGUGGGGAGUGUGCUGAGCCGGGACGUGGCAGCCGGGGAGCAGGAGUCACCGCUGCCUGCUGACGGCAAUGACUCGCAGCAGAAGCCCCCCCCGUCAGGUGCCGGGGACCCCCAGAGCGUGCAGUCCGUGAGCCUCCUCCUGGACAAGCUGGCCAAGGAGAACCAGGAGAUCCGGCUCAUGCAGGCAGAGCUGCAGGCCCACAAGGAGUAGCGGCAUGCCCUGCUGCAGAAGGGCGGGGGCGAGGCGGCGGCAGCCGGGGCGCAGCAGCAGAGCCUGGCCGCGGAGCGCCCGGCUGUGCACGCAGCGCUGGAGCGGGAGGCCACCGCGCUCCGCAACCCAGUGCAGAAGGCACAGUUCCUGCGGCUGCUGGAGGGCUUCAUGGGGCGGCUGGGCUGGAGGGGGCACUUCGGGAGGCUGGCGGCACGGCUGGACGGCGCCUUCAGGGCCAACGGCUCUGUCGCCCAUGACCGCCUGCGCUUCGUCGACUUCGUGGAUGAUGUGGAGGAGCUGCUGGAGGAGGUGGCGCGGUGGGAGCAGGGCGACGAGGAGGCGGCCGACGGCUUUGAGGAGUAUGUGCUGCAGCACUAUGCCAGGGAUGGCAGAGCCGCUGGGAAGGAGCGGGGCCGGAGAGCCACGCAGCAGCACAGCACGGGGGGGUAGAGCCGGGGGGC
This is a messenger RNA of Aptenodytes forsteri (emperor penguin), 1356 nucleotides long. It is a transcript of the gene PBXIP1, whose product is annotated as PBX homeobox interacting protein 1. NCBI's taxonomy places the organism in Eukaryota, Metazoa, Chordata, Aves, Sphenisciformes, Spheniscidae. The transcript has 11 exons. The record is from RefSeq and is a predicted model, not a curated record.